This is a messenger RNA of Panthera uncia (snow leopard), 1127 nucleotides long. RefSeq names its product olfactory receptor 13C2. The record is from RefSeq and is a predicted model, not a curated record. The transcript has a single exon. Lineage: Eukaryota; Metazoa; Chordata; Mammalia; Carnivora; Felidae. Gene Ontology annotation, biological process: G protein-coupled receptor signaling pathway. Gene Ontology annotation, cellular component: membrane. Gene Ontology annotation, molecular function: olfactory receptor activity; G protein-coupled receptor activity. Bases 17 to 973 code for a protein of 318 amino acids.
AAAGAGAAACAGUAGAAUGGAAUGGGAAAAUCAAACCAUUCUGGUGGAAUUCUUUCUAAAGGGGCUUUCUGAUUACCCAAGGCUUGAGCUACUCUUUUUUGCACUAAUCUUAAUAAUGUAUGUUGUCAUCCUUCUGGGCAAUGGCACCCUUAUUUUAAUCAGCAUCUGGGACUCCCACCUUCACACCCCUAUGUACUUCUUCCUGGGGAACCUCUCCUUCUUGGACAUCUGCUACACCACUACCUCCAUUCCCUCCAUUCUGGUGAGCUUCCUCUCAGAAAGAAAGACCAUAUCCUUCUCUGGCUGUGCAAUACAGAUGUUCCUCGGCUUGGCCAUGGGGACAACAGAGUGUGUGCUCCUGGGCAUGAUGGCCUUUGACCGGUAUGUGGCUAUCUGCAACCCUCUAAGAUAUCCUGUCAUCAUGAGCAAGGAUUCCUAUGUGCCCAUGGCAGCUGGGUCCUGGAUCAUAGGAGUCAUCAACUCUGCAGUACAAACCGCAUUUGUAGUACAGUUGCCUUUCUGUGGGAAUAAUGUCAUCAAUCAUCUCUCCUGUGAAAUUCUGGCUAUCAUGAAACUGGCCUGUGCUGACAUCUCAGGCAACGAGUUCAUCAUGCUCGUGGCCACAACACUGUUUAUAUUGACACCACUGUUAUUAAUCAUUAUCUCUUACACAUUAAUCAUUGUCAGCAUCCUCAAAAUUCGCUCUUCUGAGGGGAGAAGCAAAGUUUUCUCCACGUGCUCAGCCCAUCUGACUGUGGUGAUAAUAUUCUAUGGAACCAUUCUCUUUAUGUACAUGAAGCCCAAGUCUAAAGAGACACUUAAUUCAGAGGACUUGGAUGCUACUGACAAACUUAUAUCCCUGUUCUAUGGGAUUGUAACUCCUAUGAUGAAUCCUUUAAUAUACAGUCUUAGGAACAAAGAUGUUAAGGAGGCAGUAAAACACUUACUGAGAAGAAGUAUGUUUAACAAGUAAAUGGGAAAGGGACACAUAAUUUUUGUAAUCACAUUGUGGAAAUCAAUUAGACAAAGUAAAGGGCUAAACAGAUAGGUUCUUACUGCUGUGUCAAAUUCAUCUCUCAAAUCUCUCAAGCUCUAAUAUUUUUUGGUGCAGUGUAUAAUGAAAAUAA